Messenger RNA from Drosophila willistoni, 1788 nucleotides. RefSeq lists its product as uncharacterized. The record is from RefSeq and is a predicted model, not a curated record. Gene Ontology annotation, molecular function: DNA binding. Bases 138 to 1559 code for a protein of 473 amino acids. Gene Ontology annotation, cellular component: transcription regulator complex; nucleus. Gene Ontology annotation, biological process: regulation of transcription by RNA polymerase II. Lineage: Eukaryota; Metazoa; Arthropoda; Insecta; Diptera; Drosophilidae. The transcript has a single exon.
AUAGGGGGUGUUUGUUUUUUCUGUUUGUUUUUGUAAAAAUGUUUUGCAAAAAAUUGAUUUGCAACCUGUGAUCCUUAUACAAGAGAUACAAAUGUAACGCACAAUUGUUAUCUAGCCCCACACAUACAUUGUGCAUAAUGUCGGGUGAAUUCAGCGCUAGUCAGUUUGUUUCGAGCAAUGGCAAUCUGAGUGCUAGUGCCAGUUGCUCAUCACGAUGGCUGACCGAGGAGGUAUUCAAGUUGAUUGACAUUGUCCAGCGAGAUGAGGCCAUCUACAAUCCACGGCACAAGUACUACUUUUGUCGUCCAUAUGUGGAGAAUUUUUGGCGGGAGGUUGACAUAAAGCUGGAAAAGAAUCCCGGUGCAAGUCUGGCCAAGUGGACAAAUUUGCGUAUCUCAUUUCGACGCGAGUACACCAACUAUUUGGAAGAGAAGGUGCCACCAUGUUGGUCCUACUUUGAUCGAAUGUUCUUUCUGCAUCCGUAUCUACGUAAGAAGCAUCAGCAACCCAAAUCACUGGACACUCAGGUGCAAGAUGCCCUGGCCCAUCUUUCCAGUCUAUCGAACCGCAUGCAGCGAGAGCGCACAGUGGCCAUAAGCACCUCAUCGAACUCAAAUCCAGGGCAUCCGAAUACAGCGACCCAACUAUCGCCCCAGCCGCAGCAAAUGGACAACUAUUUGGACUAUUUCGAUGAAGCUGAACCCAAUCAGUCCGAACUCGAUGAAAUGAUGGACGAAGAGCAGCGAGCACGCUUUCACAAUCAGUUGGACAACAAUGACAUCAAAUCAGAAUGCGAAGAACCCGUCGAUGAUUACGAACAGGAUCACGUACAUGAUCAUGACGAGGAUGAAGUGCCUGAACCCGAUGAUCAUGACCAAAUGCACAAGAUGGCAGCUACAUCCAGUUCUGCCGCCAGUUCAUCAGUAUCGGAGAUGCAGCGGCGCUAUCAUCAGCACCAGCUUACUCAUUCUUCUAAUCGCCAGUUGCAUGUAAAUCGCCUACAGGUCCGUGCAUAUCAAGAAGAAAUGCGCAUUCAUGGCCGUCCUCGGUCACAGGAGCAGCAGAACAGCUCAGGAUCGGCUCAAACGCCGGCACAGGCCCAUUCGAACAUCUCUUUUGUGCGUCCAACGUUUAGCAAACCCGUCGAUAUGGUCAGCACAACAACUCACAGUGCUGGAGUUUCUCUGCUGGCAGCCUCCUCAGCCUCACACGAUUUGGAAUUGCCAACGCCAUCGAGUGUGGCCGGAAGUAUAGCGCCUCCAGCUGGCCUUCAACAACAACGACAUGCUGGACAUCAUCCAACGUCACAGCAUCAGCAGCAGCAGCAGCCUUUACUGCGCCUGGAGGCAAACAACUCAAGCGGAUCAAUGCCUAGUUCUGGAGGCAGUGGCAGUGCAGGUGUUGGCAAUGUGGUGGAGUUGUGUGACUGCAAAACCGAUUCGGAUGCCAUGUUCCUAAUGAGCCUGCUGCCCGAUAUACAAAAACUAAACGGUCGCGAUCGGGGCAAAAUAAAAAUUGCUUUCCAAAACAUCUUGCAGGAUUAUCUAUAUCCCGACUAGGCCUGGCCAAGCUAAGCUAAGCUAACUGAGAUCAUGAUCUCCACCAGCAUUCAGAUCUGUGUAUACAUUUUGAACUCAUUGAAUGAGUUCCAAACUGGAUUCCUUUUUACUCUUAUUUUGUGUUUUUUUCACUCCAUUUUUUAAAAAUGUUUGGAACAAUUAUUAUGUUUAUUUAUAAAUAUUAUAAUAAAUAUUUAACAAGAAUAAAUUCACAUGAAAAUUUACGUAA